Molecule: messenger RNA, 339 nt
Organism: Thlaspi arvense
Lineage: Eukaryota; Viridiplantae; Streptophyta; Magnoliopsida; Brassicales; Brassicaceae
Source: the annotation of a GenBank genome assembly
AUGAAAAAUUGCAGCUUAGAUCUCUGCCUAUCUCCAGUCACCUCUUCGCUUCAAUCUUUUCGCCGAGACUCUACGAUUAAUGCAUUCUAUAAUGAGAAACUACGAGAGUAUGAUCUCGUGGAGAUUCAGAUAAGGGCAGUAAUAGAGAUGGCGGCGAGCAAGGAACGUGAAACAACGGCGUUAGAGUUAGCGCCGGUGAGCUUGGGAUUGCCGUUUGGGUCGUCGGUGAAGAGAUCAGUGAAGAGGUUUUUGGAGAAGAGGAAGAAGAAAAGCAAAACUGUUACACCUCAUAUCUACACUUAUACAUCCACCUCCUCCUCUUCUUCCCAUAACUUCUAA